AUUGCAUUCAUGGAAAGAAGCCUGCCAGGCACCCAGCUGCACACACGCCAAGUGUCAGCCAGGCGACAGCUCCACAGCCAUCUCCCAUCCACACCAGCCUGCCCCACCAGAACGGUCAGCCUGCCCUGCCAGGACCAGCUCCCUUCCACCUGCAUCUCUGCUCUGCUUUGUCUCCCUGGCUGCCGCUGCCUCCUGUCGCUGUGCUGGCCCACAUGCCGAGCCUGCCUCAGCCCCCCCUCCAGCUGGAGCUUUGGGAACUCCCAGGAGCCUGGACCCAAGGGGUGGCAGUGCUUGUCCACCAUGGCCUCUGAAGCUGAGAGCCUCCACCCAGAGCUUUGACGCUGCUGCCCGUGGGCUGCUAGGACUGUGGGGCCACAGGAGAGGGACUCGCCCUGGUUCCCAGUGACCUGACUGCAGAAGAGCGACAGGAGCUAGAGAACAUCCGGCGCAGAAAGCAGGAGCUGCUGGCCGACAUUCGGAGGCUGAAGGAUGAGAUAGCAGAAGUAGCUAAUGAAAUUGAAAACUUGGGAUCCACAGAAGAAAGGAAAAACAUGCAGAGGAACAAACAGGUAGCCAUGGGCAGGAAAAAGUUUAACAUGGACCCUAAAAAGGGGAUCCAGUUUUUAAUAGAGAAUGAUCUGCUAAAGAACACUUGUGAGGAUAUUGCCCAGUUCUUGUAUAAAGGGGAAGGACUCAACAAAACAGCAAUUGGCGACUAUCUGGGGGAGAGAGAUGAGUUUAAUAUCCAGGUUCUUCAUGCAUUCGUGGAACUACAUGAAUUCACUGAUCUCAACCUCGUCCAGGCAUUACGGCAGUUCUUAUGGAGCUUCCGGCUGCCAGGAGAGGCUCAGAAAAUCGACCGGAUGAUGGAAGCAUUUGCCCAGAGAUACUGUCAGUGCAAUAAUGGAGUGUUCCAGUCCACAGACACAUGUUAUGUCCUCUCAUUUGCCAUCAUCAUGUUGAACACCAGCCUGCAUAACCCCAACGUUAAGGACAAGCCCACUGUGGAGAGGUUCAUUGCCAUGAACAGAGGCAUCAAUGACGGAGGUGACCUGCCCGAGGAGCUGCUCCGGAAUCUAUAUGAGAGCAUAAAAAAUGAACCCUUUAAGAUCCCAGAAGAUGAUGGGAACGACCUCACUCACACGUUCUUCAAUCCAGACCGAGAAGGCUGGCUAUUGAAAUUGGGAGGUGGCAGGGUAAAGACUUGGAAAAGACGCUGGUUCAUUCUGACAGACAACUGCCUUUACUACUUUGAAUAUACGACGGAUAAAGAGCCUCGCGGAAUCAUUCCCUUAGAAAACCUGAGUAUCCGGGAGGUGGAGGACUCCAAAAAACCAAAUUGUUUCGAGCUUUAUAUCCCCGACAAUAAAGACCAAGUCAUCAAGGCCUGUAAGACAGAGGCAGACGGACGAGUGGUGGAGGGGAACCACACGGUGUACAGGAUCUCAGCGCCGACGCCGGAGGAGAAGGAGGAGUGGAUGAAAUGCAUCAAGGCAGCCAUCAGCAGGGACCCUUUCUAUGAGAUGCUGGCAGCACGGAAAAAGAAGGUGUCAUCCACAAAAAGACACUGAGUCCAGCCCCAGCUGGAGUGGUGUGCUCAGUGCCUGAGCCCAGGUUGGAGAGGGCCUCUGAGCAGGAGCCUCUUAUUGCCAGACAUCACCUGGAUUCCUAGAGACUAGCUUCAGCUUUUGCUAUUUUCGUUACAUGGGAGAAGGGUGGGCACUUACCAAAAGUACAGGGACUUUGCCACCUGCCCAGCCUGGGUUAGGGCCUUUCGCUCAAGAAGCAGCUCCCAUCAGCAAAGCAGCCUCCUUCAAGUCUCCCCACGAAGACCUGAGGGGAAAGCUCCAAACCGACUCUUUACCUCUUGGUGAUUUUCCCUGGAAGAAGCCUUCAACUGUGCACCACAAAUACACAUUACCAUAAGUUACCACAUGCUAAGAGAAAAGGUGGAAUGGAAGAGAAGCCACAAUCUAUAAAGAUAUAUUUUUGUUUCUGUUUUUUAACGAUAAAGGAGACAAAGUAGAUCUGUUGAGAUGCGUCUUCCCAGUCCAGCCGGAAGCCUCUCCCAGGAGAAGCAGCUCUCAGGGCAGUUGCCAGGCGUCGCCUGCCAGCACAGACUGCCUCUCCUGCACUCCAGGGGCCACUGGUGGCUUGCUUCUUAAUAGCCUGUCGGGCAAGACAGCAGAAAAGUAGGAAGAGGUGAGGAAAAAGUAGAGGCAGCAGCAGAUGCAGCAGGGGCCUGACUCAGUCAGACUGAGGACCUGCCACGCUCUGAGGACCAUGGCAUGCCAGAUCCACAGUGGGCCCAGCUGCAUCUGGCGUUGAGCUGCUUUUCCAUUCCAAGUGCCUGGGGAGCACUGGGGGGGAAAGAGGAUCAGUGGGCACUUACUGCCUCUUCUCUCUGAAUUCAUUUUAUGGGGCUUUAAGGUAGAAAGUCAGCAUUUUUCCUUGGUCUAAAUACCUAAUACCCAAGACAACGAGGAAGGCAAUUUCAACAGUCUCUGGGAUGACCUGACGAUUUAUUUGGUUUUUCUCCCCCCUCCCCCCAUGCCAGUCCUCGUUUUAGAGGAUGGAGUAGGUCUGACCUGAGCACCUAGGGCUUCAGCUUUUUCUGUCUCAACACUGGCACUUCACUGACCUGCCCCCAGCAUCUGGUGGGGUCUGCAAGAAGGAGUAGCCUACCUGCUCAGCAGGGGGUAGGUGGGAUAGUGCGGGGAAAAGCCUGCCUCCUGUGUUUUCCUACCAAAGGCCCUGUGUGCAUGGGUCUCACCCUCCUUACUCCUGUAUGAAGGAGCCACGAGUGCAGCAUCCUCCUGCCGUUCUCUCAGGGACUCUCGGGGCAGCCCCUGCCCUUGGCGGGGGCCAGUGUACUAGUUCAGGCAGAGCAGGGAGCUAGCUGCCAGGCCUCAUUAGUGCUCCCCGGACCAGGUGCUGCUUCUGGGAAAAGGGGAAGGGCCAUUAGUCUCCCCAGGGCAGUGGGACCCCAGCUCCUCUGAAGACUUUAGGCUUGGUACACAUCUCUGGAAAUAGCUUUUGUAAAGUGACACGGUGGAAGGGGCGAGGGGGCCUGGCCUUAGCCCCCACCUUUAUGCAGGUCUAUGCACCUAGAAUGGCUUCAGGUGUUUUUACGCCUGAACUCACGAAGGUAACGAUCUCAGGCCAGUGCUGGAGUCGGCGUAGCCGGCAAGUCUCCUGCUCUGGUUCUCGCAGAUGUUACCUAGGCAGAGAGCACCGGGAUCAGUAUUAGUCUAUUUAUCAGAGGUGUAAAUAAUCUAUGUAUAGUUUUUCUCCUUUUAGAUUAUUUUGUAUUUGUUUUAAAAAAGUUUUGUCAAAAUAUAAAAAUAUAAAUGACUGAAAGUUGUUGACAGGGUUUUUAAAAAAACUACAAUUAUUCUAAUUGUUCAGUUAGUUUUUUUGCAUUAUAAACUAGCGCCAAGGAACUGCAGCAAAUAAACUCCAAAUCUGCCCAAAUCA
This is a messenger RNA of Erinaceus europaeus (western European hedgehog), 3477 nucleotides long. It is a transcript of the gene CYTH1, whose product is annotated as cytohesin 1. The record is from RefSeq and is a predicted model, not a curated record. Lineage: Eukaryota; Metazoa; Chordata; Mammalia; Eulipotyphla; Erinaceidae. The coding region runs from base 552 to 1571 and encodes 339 amino acids. Gene Ontology annotation, molecular function: guanyl-nucleotide exchange factor activity. The transcript is spliced from 13 exons. Gene Ontology annotation, biological process: regulation of ARF protein signal transduction.